Messenger RNA from Drepanopeziza brunnea f. sp. 'multigermtubi' MB_m1, 3225 nucleotides. The record is from RefSeq and is a predicted model, not a curated record. NCBI's taxonomy places the organism in Eukaryota, Fungi, Ascomycota, Leotiomycetes, Helotiales, Drepanopezizaceae.
AUGGCUACCUCAGCUCUUGCUGUUCGAGCCCAGCUUGGACGCGUCGCUGCUCAAGUACGAAGCUCUUCAACAUUCCCUUUCCAAGCCACACGACCCUGGAUCUGUCGCCGAUGUUCGACUACAGCAGCGAGAUACGUACCAUUUGGUCGACGCACGGUCUAUACCAGCACUUCCAAAGAUGAGGCGAACAGCCCAGCUACCGCAGAACUCUCAAGGGGCUCUUACCGGCCCCUCGACACCUUCGCGCGCCGCCACAUUGGCCCUUCGCCGAGUUCUACGGAGCAGAUGCUGAAAGCGCUGGACCCGACAGCCAAGAGCCUGGACGAGUUUGUGAAGCAGGUCCUCCCAAGCGAUAUCCUGUCGGCGAAGGAUCUAGAGAUUGACGCUGCAAAGUCUGGAGGAGAGGAUGGGUUCACGGAAUCGCAAUUGCUUGCGAGACUCAAGACCAUUGCCUCCGAGAACAAGAUUAUGCGAAGUUACAUUGGGUGUGGAUAUGCGGGAACGAGAGUGCCAGAGGUCAUCAAGAGGAAUGUGCUGGAAAACCCAGGAUGGUACACGAGCUACACCCCAUAUCAGCCGGAGAUCAGUCAGGGUCGCUUGGAAUCGCUGCUGAACUUCCAGACCUUGGUCUGCGACUUGACAGCUCUGCCAAUUUCCAAUGCUUCUCUGCUGGACGAAUCUACGGCGGCCGCAGAGGCUAUGACUCUGUCUCUAAAUGCUCUACCAGCCUCGAGACAGAAGAGCAAGAACAAGACGUUCUUUGUCAGUCACUUGGUCCACCCUCAAACAAAAGCAGUACUCCAAAGUCGUGCGCAGGGAUUCGAUAUCAAGAUUGAGUUUGGUGAUGUUCUUGAAAAUGGAGCAGCUCGUGUUAAGGAGCUCGGCAAGGACCUUGUUGGAGUUCUUGUCCAAUACCCAGAUACUGAGGGUGGAGUGGAAGACUUCCAGGGUCUCGCGGACGUCAUCCACGAGCAAGGAGCAACCUUCAGUGUUGCUACGGAUCUUUUGGCUUUGACAGUUCUGACACCACCUGGAGAAUUCGGCGCUGAUAUCGCUUUCGGAAAUGCCCAGCGAUUCGGUGUACCUUUUGGCUACGGCGGACCUCAUGCCGCUUUCUUCGCUGUUGGCGACAAGUACAAGCGAAAGAUCCCUGGACGUCUCAUUGGAGUGUCCAAGGACAGGCUGGGAGAUAAGGCCAUGCGACUUACUCUUCAAACCAGAGAGCAGCACAUUCGUCGAGAGAAGGCUACCAGCAAUGUUUGCACAGCGCAGGCGUUGCUGGCAAACAUGAGCGCAUUUUAUGCCGUCUACCAUGGUCCAAAGGGCCUGAAGAACAUUGCUGAGCGAGCCAUCAAUGGCGCCAGGAUUAUUGAGGCCGGAGUCAAGUCCUUGGGAUUUGAGACUGGGUCCAGAGGCAAGGGGGAGGAUGGAAGUGUCCUGUUUGACACGGUUGUGGUGGACGUUGGCUUAGGCAAGGCCGAUGCCGUCUUGCAACAUGCCGUCAAAGGCCAUCAUAUCAACUUGAGGAAGUUCACUAACAACAGAGUUGGUAUCACUAUUGACGAGACUGUUGACCUCAAGGACCUUGAGGAUAUUCUCGCAAUCUUCAAAGACUUUGCCAAGUCCAAGAAGGAGAUCAGUAUUGAGAAGAUAAUCAAGUCCUUGCCCGGAAGCGGUAAACUCCCGAUCCCAGCGCCUUUGAAGCGAACGUCCGAGUAUCUCACCCACCCGGUCUUCAACUCCCACCACUCUGAAACCGAGAUUCUCCGAUACAUCAACCACUUGCAAUCCAAAGACCUGUCUCUGACCCACUCGAUGAUUCCACUGGGGUCGUGCACAAUGAAGCUCAACGCCACAACAGAGAUGGCUCCAGUAACCUGGCCUGAAUUUGCCUCCAUCCAUCCAUUCGUACCAAUUGAUCAAGCCAAAGGCUACAAGGUUAUGAUUGACGAGUUGGAGACCGAUCUGGCUACUGUCACUGGAUUUGAUGCUGUUUCUCUACAGCCAAACUCUGGUGCGCAAGGUGAAUUUACUGGAUUGCGUGUUAUCCGCAAGUUCCAGGAGCAACAACCUGGAAAGAAGCGUGAUAUCUGUUUGAUCCCAGUCUCUGCCCACGGCACAAAUCCAGCCUCUGCAGCCAUGGCUGGAAUGAGAGUCGUCACCGUCAAGUGCGACACGAAGACUGGAAAUCUCGACAUGGAAGAUCUGAAGGUCAAGUGCGAGAAGUACAGCGAAGAGCUUGGUGCGAUUAUGAUCACCUACCCGAGCACAUUUGGUGUUUUCGAGCCAGAAGUCAAGGCUGCCUGUGAUCUUGUCCAUCAACACGGUGGACAAGUUUACAUGGAUGGUGCCAACAUGAACGCUCAGAUCGGUCUCUGCACCCCAGGCGAGAUCGGAGCCGAUGUUUGCCAUCUUAAUUUGCACAAGACCUUCUGUAUUCCUCACGGAGGUGGAGGUCCAGGUGUCGGUCCAAUUGGUGUGAAAUCCCACUUGGCCCCCUUCCUUCCAGGUCAUCCACUGGUGAAGACCGGUGGUGACCACGGCAUCGCUCCCGUUAGCGGUGCCCCAUGGGGAAGCGCAAGCAUUCUUCCCAUCAGUUGGGCAUACGUCAAGAUGAUGGGUGGCCGUGGCUUAACCCACGCUACGAAGAUCACACUCUUGAACGCCAACUACAUCAUGUCCCGCCUACGGCCCUACUAUCCCAUCCUCUACACCAAUGUCAACUCUCGCUGUGCCCACGAGUUCAUCCUUGAUGUACGGGGCUUCAAGGAGACGUGCGGUAUCGAAGCUAUCGAUAUCGCCAAGCGUCUCCAAGAUUACGGCUUCCAUGCUCCAACCAUGAGUUGGCCCGUCGCCAACACACUCAUGAUCGAGCCUACCGAGUCUGAAAGCAAAGAUGAAAUGGACCGGUUCAUCAACGCUCUGAUCUCCAUCCGAGCUGAGAUUCAAGCUGUGGAAAAUGGCACAGUUGCAAGGGAAAGCAACAUUCUGAAGAACGCGCCACAUUCACAGAAGGACUUGAUUGUUGGGGAAUGGAACCGCCCUUACACCCGUGAAGAGGCUGCCUAUCCCCUGCCGUACCUCAAGGAGAAGAAAUUCUGGCCGACCGUGACCAGAGUAGAUGAUGCGUUCGGUGACAUGAACCUCUUCUGCACCUGUGGUCCCGUCGAACCCGUCGACGUGGAAGGCGACAUAACCGGUAUCUCAGCGCCUAAUCCUACAUGA